Molecule: messenger RNA, 309 nt
Organism: Sphaeroforma arctica JP610
Lineage: Eukaryota; Ichthyosporea; Ichthyophonida
Exons: 1
Coding region: 1-309 (102 amino acids)
Source: RefSeq, a predicted model, not a curated record
AUGGUGAAGACGGAGGGCCGAACGACAAAGGCAAUGCGACCAAUGUUUGGUCCGUACGUGGUCAAGCAACAACAGGGUCAAGGAUAUAUCCUGGCGAACAAAGACGGCACCACCCCAAGCACGUUCAAGGGCCAGCUGGUCAGAGUGGAACUGUUGCGCUUGGUACAUAGAGCAACGGAACCAUCCCUGGCGAACGAGAUGUGGCAAGAACAGGGUUCGGCUUUCAGGCACAUCAUCCGACAUCGCCAGAAUGACCACACCGGCGUUAUGGAGUACUUGGUUCAGUGGAAGGAAGGCAAUCCCACAUAG